GGCGAAAAGGUACGAGUACCAGUACUGGUCUGCGAAAUGGCUSCGGACACAACAUCAUUUGUCGAAUACUGUAAAUAUAAGAUAGUGUUUCUGAUUAAGACUUGAUCUACAAAACAUUUUGUUAUUAACAAUGCCUAUUGACAUCAACGAACUCAGACCAUACAAAGGGGGCGACCCUGCCAAGUACCGCAAAUACAUGGAGCAGCGGUUCAAGCCUGCCGAAUGGGUGGACGAAGUCAUCGCCGAAGACGAGAAAUGGCGCGCCCUGACMAAGGAGAAAGAUGAAUUGAGAAAGCAGGUUAACAAGAUCCAAAAGGAGAAGAUCACUCCAAAGAAGAAGGCCAAAGAAAACUGCGAUGCCGAAAUCGCUGAGAUGAAAGCUGUUCAGCAGCAAAUCAAGGAAGUCGAAGCCCAGUUGCCCGUUCUUGCUGAAAACCGGGACAAACUCCUUAAUCGCAUCGGUAAUAUUGUCGAUCCCGAGGUUCCAAUUUCCAACAACGAAGAAGAAGAUAACCUGGUUAUUGACUUGAAACCGAUCCCACCAGAAGGGGAGGGWAUCUUGCCUGCCCCUCAAGGRAAAAUCCAGUACACUCUGCCGGAAACCAAACCCUUGACCCACGAUGAACUCUUGUGGAGGAUUGGUGGAUACGAACCCACACGUGGAUCAAAUGUUGCCGGUCACCGCGCCUAUUUCUUGACAAAUGCUGGUGUUUUGUUGAAUCAAGCCAUCAUUAACUACGGCAUUGCCUUUUUGAGUGCUCGCGGAUACAACGUUGUUCAACCUCCUUUCUUCAUGAACAAGGAUGUCAUGGCCUCGAUUGCACAGCUKGAUGACUUUGACGAGCAGCUCUACAAAGUAUCGGGAAAAACYGACGAUCCCGACAGCGAGAAGAAGGAAAAGUACCUGAUCGCUACCUCAGAGCAACCGCUCUGCGCCUACCACAAGGACGAGUGGAUCGAGAAGUCUUCUCUGCCGUUAAGAUACGCCGGAAUCUCUACUUGCUUCCGAAAGGAAGCGGGAUCUUCCGGCAAGGACAUUCGAGGGAUUUUUCGUGUCCAUCAGUUCGAAAAGAUCGAACAAUUUUGUUUGGUGGACGACGAUUUCGAGGUUUCCCAAGCCGAACAGAAGAAGAUGCUCCAAGCCGCCAAGGAAUUCUACGAUUCUCUAGGAUUCUCCUACCGUGUUGUUUGCUUAGUCAGUGAUGAACUGAACGACGCGGCAGUCAAAAAAUACGAUCUCGAGGCAUGGUUCCCCGGUCAACAAGCUUAUCGCGAGYUGGUGAGCUGCUCUAACUGUACCGAUUACCAGGCGCGUGGUGUUGGUACAAGAUGCGGAGGCAAGAAGUCUACCAAGGGCGACAUGAAUGCUCGCAAUUCCUACGUCCACAUGCUCAACGCCACCCUGUGCGCUACUGGAAGAGGCAUAUGCUGUCUAUUGGAGACUUACCAAACAGAGGAUGGAGUAACUGUACCGGAAGUCCUUCGUCCAUACAUGGGAGGCAAGGACUUCUUGCCCUUCGUGCGAGGACCACCUGAAGUGAGCAAGGGAGAGAAGGGCAAGAAGAAAUAAACAACAUACGUAAAUUAAAUCUUGUCGUUACACGAGUGCACAAUCCAGAAUUCGGCCCMCRAAACGUGGAACGGAUUUGUAAACGCAACGUAAUCAUAYGUUUUCUAAUCCAUUGCCAUGAAUUACACCAUUUUAACAGGAAAAGUCUUUUCCGUUGGACACUCUCCAGAGUUAUGACGCUCACAUAGCAGGUGAUGCAGACGAAUGUAAUGUGUCUCUCUGGUGUUGUCGUGCCUAUCAAAUGAACGUUAUUCUAUGCU
Molecule: messenger RNA, 1830 nt
Organism: Pseudo-nitzschia multistriata
Lineage: Eukaryota; Bacillariophyta; Bacillariophyceae; Bacillariales; Bacillariaceae
Source: the annotation of a GenBank genome assembly